CUGGCGCGAAGGACAUAGUUCCAGCGGUGCUGAACGUAGUUGUGCUUCGACAGUUGCUCGGUCACAAGCAGAGGAAACGGUGUGCCGUUUGCUAUUCAAUCUUGUGGAAUAAAUAUAAAAAGCGGUUACAAAUCAAUUUGUACAACAGAAACAAGUAUAAAGUGAGAGAAAAAUGCCUGACAAUCGAGGAAAUGUAGUGCAUGGCGUAAUGCCACCGCAUUACCUACACAAAUUGCCGGCUGAAGACGAGGAGAGGCUGGAAAAUAUAUUCCAGAAAUUGGAUUUAGACGGAAACGGAAGAAUCGAUGUUAAGGAUUUAUCGAAAGCGCUUCGCGAAGUUGGCGUGGACAAAUCUUAUGCAGAGAAAUUCUUGGCAAGAUCAGACAGUACCAAGAGCGGUGACAUAAGUCUGGCGGAAUUUAUACACUAUGUUCGCGAACAUGAAAAAAAUCUACGACUACAGUUUUCUCAUCUUGACAGAAACAAGGAUGGUAAAAUCGACUUGGAGGAAUUGGUAAAGUCGUUCGAGGAGUUGGGUAUAACGAUGGAUUACAGCGAGGCGAAGAGACUGUUGCAGCGAAUGGACACAGAUGGAAGUCUCACCAUCACUUUCAACGAAUGGCGAGACUUUUUACUGUACGCACCGAGUUCCGAUCUUCCCGGUCUUAUAGAAUAUUGGCAUCAUACAAAUUAUAUGGACAUUGGGGAAGACAUCGCUGUUCCCGAGGAUUUCACGACUAAUGAAAUGGUCUCUGGAAUGUGGUGGCGACAUUUGGUUGCCGGUGGCGUAGCGGGUAUCGUAUCGCGCACGUGUACCGCUCCUUUGGAUCGUAUUAAAGUCUAUCUGCAGGUACAUGGAACGCGACACUGCAAAAUCAGAAGUUGCUUCAGCUACAUGCUCCGCGAGGGUGGUUACAGUAGUUUGUGGAGAGGAAACGGUAUAAAUGUACUUAAAAUCGCGCCAGAAAGCGCGUUGAAAUUUCUGGCUUAUGAACAAAUUAAAAGAUACAUUAAAGGAGACAACGUUAGGGAACUCGAGAUUCAUGAACGGUUACUAGCAGGAUCUUUAGCUGGAGGAAUUAGUCAGUCAACUAUAUAUCCACUUGAGGUACUCAAAACCAGAUUUGCUCUUAGAAAAACAGGAGAGUUUUCGGGUUUAGUUGAUGCUAUCAAAAAAAUAUAUAGGCAAGGAGGUUUGAAAUCAUUUUACAAAGGAUAUAUUCCUAAUUUACUAGGAAUUCUCCCAUACGCUGGUAUUGAUCUGGCUGUGUACGAAACAUUGAAAAAUUGGUAUUUACGAAACCAUGAUAAAAGCGAACGUCCAUCGGUCUAUAUAUUAUUAUUUUGUGGAACAGCUUCUAGCACGACCGGUCAAGUGUGUUCAUAUCCAUUAGCGCUAGUCAGAACACGGUUACAAGCUAAUGCAAUAUCAGACAAGUAUCCUAAUACUAUGAUAGGUGUUUUUAAAGAAAUUCUUAGAAACGAAGGACUUCCUGGUUUGUAUAGAGGAAUAACCCCAAACUUUUUAAAGGUGGCACCAGCUGUAUCAAUUAGUUACGUAGUAUAUGAAAUCUGCAGGGAACUUUUAGGUGUUAAUAUGACGUGAUGAUUAUUUAUUUUAGGUGAUAUUAAUUUAACUAAAUUAUUCUUUGAUUAUAUUUUAAGGUGUAUAAUAAAUUAGCCAAUCGUUGGUUAAUAUUAUAAGCAAUUUGGCAUGCUCUGCCUUCUGUUAAAUGUAAUAUCGCUUAUUUAUUGUUAACUCGAAGCUUCCACAAUUAUUUAAACAUCUAUCAUUCUAUUUUUCGAAUGUAUCAUACUAUUGAUAUAUAUAUAUAUAUAUAUAUAUAUAUAUAUUAAUAAUACACAUUUAUAAAAUAUUUCAAGGAAGAGAAAGAGAGAGAGAUUAGGUAAUACAAAGUGGCCAGCAUAAAAUGACUCGAAUUAACUUUUAACUAUUUCGUAUUUAUAUACAUUUUGUGUAUGUGUUUGAUAUGUAUUAAUAAUUUAGUCGUCCUCACAGUUAUGACUUGCAUUCAUAUUUUACUUCCAUGAAGCAAAACAAAAAUGUAGAUCCAUAAUUUCAAGAUAGUAACGAUAGUACAAAGAUAUUAAGAAAAAAAAAAGGUAUUAUAACUUAUAAUUUCAUCUUUUUUUCUUUUUAAGGGAAGGUAAUGAAUGAUGUCAAAUAGUUGCAAUAUUAUAGCAAAAAAUUUCUGUUUACAAUUAAAAAAAUAACGUCAUUUAAGCAAAUAAUAUACUUAUAAAAUUACAUUUUAUCAAAAUGUAAACGAAUGUAUUACUUCAAAAUACAUUACAUGAUGUUACCGAUUCUGAAUAUAGGGAGGAUCGAGUUAUAUUGAUACUGUGAUGUGUAUGAUUAUAAGCUACAUUGAAGAAGUAAUUCAAUGCAUAACAUGUUAUUAAUUUAAAAAUUUUUCAUUUUUAUCAUUUUUUCCAGGCAGAUACAUAUAACGGUAAUAAUAGAUCCUCCGUUAUAACAAUGUUAUGCUAUGAAUCACGUCAUAAGUUGCACGUUUCAUUAAUCCUUUUUAUAAUUUAUAUAUUAAACUUGUUUCAAUGCUGGAUAUUAUAUUCUUACGUCUAUUAUUUCCAACAUAAUCAGUUGUGUAAUGUAAUGAACUUUGUGAACAAGUUGUGUACAUCAUGUAUGCUAUAAAUAUGUAAAUUUAGGCUUUACAGUAGUAUAUCGCAAAAUAGCAUUGUAAUCAAAUUUGUUUACAUUUCUCUUUCAAAUAAUUGCAAAAAUGACGGUGUUAAAGAAAAAAAGAAACAAUACUUUUACAACUUACUCUUUCAUAUAUGUGUAAGGUAUUAUCUACAAUAUAAAUUCUUGAAAUUCAAGGUACCUCGCCACAUCUUCAUCUUUCGCAUAACGUAAACGGAACUAUUAAAAUUAUAAAACUCUUUCUUCUUCGGGUAAUUGUAGCAUCUACACGUUAAAAGUACAUUGUACUUUGCAAGAACUAUUUUGUAAAUAAUGCUUACGAAUUUGAAGAAAAAGAAAACUUUACAAGAUUAUUUUAUUGCGUCUCGUGAAAGUAAAAUGUUUCACUAUAUGAAAUAUGAUUGCUAAAUUAUGAUAAAGCCGACAAGUCUUACGAAAAACAGAUAAUUUUUUAGUUCUUUUUAUGGAUAUCCAUGUAUACGUAAGAUAUUUGUAAAAAAAA
This is a messenger RNA of Osmia lignaria (orchard mason bee), 3188 nucleotides long. It is a transcript of the gene SCaMC, whose product is annotated as Short Calcium-binding Mitochondrial Carrier. Gene Ontology annotation, biological process: transmembrane transport. The record is from RefSeq and is a predicted model, not a curated record. Gene Ontology annotation, molecular function: calcium ion binding. Lineage: Eukaryota; Metazoa; Arthropoda; Insecta; Hymenoptera; Megachilidae.